AUGGCCGAGACACAGAGCCUCUCGCCCUAUGGCACUGCCAGAGCUACUGUGACCGACCAACCUCUCAGCAAGGAUGAAGUCGACAAGAUCAACCGUUACUUCCAUGCCAGCAUGUACCUGUGCUUGGGCAUGCUCUACCUCAGAGAGAACCCCCUGCUUCAGGAGCCUUUGAAGGUUGAGCACAUCAAGCCUCGUCUUCUCGGACACUGGGGCUCUGACGCUGGCCAAUCUUUCACCUACAUCCAUAUGAACCGCCUGAUCAAGAAGUACGACCUUGAUGCCUUCUUCGUUUCCGGUCCCGGCCACGGUGCCCCUGGCGUCAUCUCCAACUCGUAUCUCGAGGGCGUCUACUCCGAGGUCUAUCCCGACAAGUCCCAAGAUGCUGAGGGUCUGCAGCGCUAUUUCAAGCAGUUCUCGUUCCCUGGAGGCAUUGGUAGCCACGCAACCCCCGAGACUCCUGGCAGUAUCCAUGAAGGAGGUGAACUCGGAUACUCUAUUUCGCAUGCUUUCGGCGCCGUGUUCGACAAUCCCAACUUAAUUGCUCUGACUAUGUUCCUGAAUCCCAUCUGCGAUGGUGCAGUCCUCCCCGUCCUCCACUUGAACGGAUACAAGAUCAACAACCCCACUAUCCUCUCGAGAAUCAGCCACGAGGAGCUGAAGGCUCUUUUUGUCGGCUAUGGUUGGGAGCCUUACUUCGUUGAGGGUUCUGACCUCGACACAAUGCACCAAGCAAUGGCUGCUACUAUGGAAAGAGCUGUCACCGAGAUCAGGGCAAUCCAGAAGAAGGCCAGAGAUUCUGGCAAGGCUGAGCGCCCCAGAUGGCCCAUGAUUGUUCUCAGAACUCCCAAGGGCUGGACUGGUCCUCGUACCGUGGAUGGCCACUUCCUCGAAGGCUACUGGAGAGCUCAUCAGAUUCCUCUCACCAAUGUCCUCAAGGACAACGACCAGCUUGCUCUGCUCGAGAAGUGGAUGCGCAGCUACGAGCCCGAGAAGCUGUUCAAGGACGGCAAGUUUAUCGACGAGCUUCGUGAGCUCGCCCCUACUGGCAACCGCCGUAUGAGUGCCAACCCUGUCACCAACGGCGGCUUGCUGCGCGCCAACCUCAGAAUCCCUGAUUUCAAGAAGUUUGCCCAGACUGUGAAGAAGCCUGCCGCCGAGCAAGCACCUAGCAUGAACCUCUUCGCAGACUUCUUGACCCAGAUUGUCAAGGCUAACCCCAACAACUUCCGUCUGUUCGGUCCCGACGAGACGCAAUCCAACAAGCUUGGCGCCGUUUACGAUGUUACUCAGAAGGUCUGGAUGGCCGACUACUUCGAAGAAGACAAGGAUGGCGGCAACCUCGCCCCUGCUGGUAGAGUCAUGGAAAUUCUCAGUGAGCACACAGUUGAGGGUUGGCUAGAGGGAUAUCUGCUUACGGGCCGCCACGGCCUGCUCAACAGUUACGAGCCCUUCAUCCACAUUAUCGACUCCAUGGUCAACCAGCACGCAAAAUGGCUCGAGAAGUGUCAUGAGGUUUCUUGGAGACAGGAGGUUGCUUCGCUCAACAUCCUACUCACCUCGACCGUCUGGCGCCAGGAUCACAACGGCUUCACUCACCAGGACCCCGGCUUCCUCGAUGUCGUUGCCAACAAGUCGCCCGAAGUCGUUCGCAUCUACCUUCCUCCGGACGCCAACUGCCUGCUCAGCACUAUGAACCACUGCUUCAAGUCUUCCAACUAUGUCAACGUUAUUGUUGCCGACAAGCAGAACCACCUGCAAUACUUGAACAUGGAAGACGCCAUCAACCACUGCUCCAAGGGUCUCGGUAUUUGGGAUUGGGCCUCCAACAGCAAGCACGAAGAGCCCGACGUUGUCAUGGCCAGCUGUGGUGAUGUUAGCACACAAGAGGCACUCGCUGCUACUGCUCUGCUCCGCGAGCAUCUGCCUGAGCUCAAGGUUCGCUUUGUCAACGUCGUCGACCUGUUCAAGCUCCAGCCCAACGGCUACCACCCUCACGGCCUCAAGGAUGACGAAUACGCCGCCAUCUUCACCGACGACAAGCCUAUCGUCUUUAACUUCCAUUCUUACCCAUGGCUAGUCCACAGAAUGACCUACAAGCGCAAGGGUCAGAACUUGAUGCGCGUGCGCGGCUACAAGGAAAAGGGUAACAUCGACACCCCUCUCGAGCUGGCCAUCCGAAACGAGACGGAUCGCUACAGCUUGGCCAUCCUUGCCAUCGAUAGUCUCAAGUCUGUUCUCGGCAACAAGGGCUCGUCUACCCGCGAGUACCUGCUCAACACACGUACUGCCGCCAUGAACUACGCCUACGAGACUGGUCAAGAUCCCGAUGACUUUGUCAACUGGACUUGGCCUUACUAG
Molecule: messenger RNA, 2358 nt
Organism: Aureobasidium uvarum
Lineage: Eukaryota; Fungi; Ascomycota; Dothideomycetes; Dothideales; Saccotheciaceae
Source: the annotation of a GenBank genome assembly